AUGAUUGUGAUCGAUGUGGGAAAAAGCACUUCCAUACGCUGUGGACCAGAUGGAGAAACCUUUUUCGAAUGCUCCAAACAGUUGGCAUUACAAAUCGUUCAGCGGAUGAUUUUCAGCAAACCACAAAAUGAAAUCGGUCUAGUCCUGAUGGGUACGGAUGAAACCAACCAUCAACUAAAUACUGAUUCUGGUAACAAUUGCGAACACAUUUGUGAAGCGGUAUACAUGAAAUCGCCCAACUGGCAAGCAUUACGCAUCUUGGAGAACAAAGUGAUGCGAUCGGGCAGCGAAUCGAAUUGGUUCAAUGCACUUCUGGUAGCAGAGAACUUUCUACGCACCUCUACGAGUGCCAAAAAAAUAUCCCGAUUUGAUAUUUUUCUUAUUUCGCCGUUAUAUGAACGCGCCGAAGUAAAUGAUGCGGAAUUGCGUAAGUUCGUGGAUAACUUAGAAUCGAUGAUGUAUCGUGUGCACAUCAUAAGCAACCAAAUUGUACAUCCGGCGUCCCUCACCAGGACGACUAUAUUCGACACAUCCGGUACAUUUGACGACACACCUAAAAGUGAUGCGCGGUAUCAUAAUGAAAGCAUAUUGAAGGAUAUUGUGUCGGAUACAAACCACACUCUAACGGAUCUUGCAAGUGCACUUAAAUGUUUAAAUCAUUACGAUGCGAAAACGGUGCGUCCGGCGGCCUGGAACAGCACGUUAACCAUCGGCACAAAGCUGAGCAUCUCCGUCUCUGCGUAUGUCACGAUUCGCGAGCAAAAGCCCUUAGGACCGUUCAAGGUGGACAGUGCGGAUGGUUCGGCGACAAGUGUACAUACCCGAACCGAACACUUCCACAACGAUAAGCGAGUUGAGCUAGAGAUGGAAGAUCUUAUUGACGGUUACAUGUACGGGGCGACGGUCGUACCGUACGAGAGUGCGGUCGAAAUAAACUAUAAAGCGGGUGAAGCGCGGCUCACUUGUCUAGGAUUUACACCCGGUGUGAACAUCCUGGAAGAGUAUCUGUGCGGAAAAGGGGCCCACCUAGUUAUUGCGAAGCAGGGAUGCGUUGGGUCGGAAGAGAAGCUUAGUGCGCUAAUCAAAGCAAUGAUAACCUUGAAAGUGGUCAUGAUUGCGGUGAAAGUUUACCGAAGAGACACAAAACCCCGAAUGAACGUUCUGCUUCCGAUGCACAAAAAACAAUAUCCCUGCUUAACAAUGCUCGAACUUAUUUUUCAAGAUGAAUUAAAUAUGAUCGGGUUUGCUCCCUUGAUGACUGCUAGACAAAAACCUUCUACCGAGCAGUAUGAAGCGAUCGAUCAGCUAAUCGACAGCAUGAACCUUAUGGAAUCCUUCGAUACUGACCGCGGACAAUCGAGCGAAGCAUUUGUGCUCAAAGAUACUUUCAAUCCAACUUAUCAACACUUGUACCGUACAGUGGCACAUCGGGCAAUGCAUCCGAAUGCUACCCUUCCUUCUAUGGACAGCGAGUUGCGCGAGCUUCUGACUGUCCCCAAGAAGCUACAGGAAAGAUCGAUACCAGUGAUGCAGCGGAUUAAAAAUCUCUUUCCGCUGGAAGAGCAGACGCUUCGCUCACGCAGCGAAUGGCUUCAGCGAGUGGCUAAAAUUAAUCUUCCCCAUGAUGCUUCCAUAAGUUCCGGAGCGGGUGGCCAGGUGCCAACUGCUGAUGAUCGGCGGAUCGUGAUGGCCGUCGGAACUGUGACGCCUGCAGAAGAUUUUGAUCUGUUGCUUCGCCGUGGCGAAAAGUUCGUCACCGUUGCCAACCAGAUGCAGAGAGUAAUUUUAGAACUGUGCACAGCAAUGCCGACUCCCUUGUGUAAGAUAAUCAUGGCACUGAUGAUGUACCGUGGAGAAGCACAGAAGCUGGGUCCCUUCCGGUACAACGAAUGGAUGGUUGAGUUUAAGAAAGUUCUUCUUGACCGUCACAAGGCAGACUUGUGGCAGCAGUUGAUUGUACAGGAAAAACUCGGACUAAUUGAUGCGACAGAAAGUGAAAUGAGCACGGUGAGCGUGGCAGAUGCGCUUGAGUUCUACAACGUUCCAUUGAAGGGCAAGUUGGCAGGUGUUGAGCAACCAGAAGAUGAUGUCGAUUUGGAAAAUUUAUUGGCGGAAUUGCACGGCGGUACGGACGAUGGAUAA
Anopheles cruzii is the source of this 2142-nucleotide messenger RNA. RefSeq names its product X-ray repair cross-complementing protein 5 (gene Ku80). Gene Ontology annotation, biological process: DNA recombination; cellular response to X-ray; double-strand break repair via nonhomologous end joining. The record is from RefSeq and is a predicted model, not a curated record. The transcript is spliced from 3 exons. Bases 1 to 2142 code for a protein of 713 amino acids. Gene Ontology annotation, molecular function: telomeric repeat DNA binding; double-stranded DNA binding; damaged DNA binding. Gene Ontology annotation, cellular component: Ku70:Ku80 complex; nucleus. NCBI's taxonomy places the organism in Eukaryota, Metazoa, Arthropoda, Insecta, Diptera, Culicidae.